UCUCUUUCGAAUAUUUAUCCUAUUUUUCAUAUAUUUUAUUUAAAGUUUUACUCUUCAAAAAUCUUUGCUGUGUCGUCAAUUUCCCUUUUUUUUUUUUUUGUCGUUUGAUGCAUGUAAUCGUACUGUUUUUGUCGAUUAUUGUCUUUGUGAUUUAAAUUGUAGGGAUUAUGAUUUGAGAGUAAUCCGUCUGUUCUGCUCUUGAAUUGGCGACUUUUCACCUAUAAUUAGGGUUUAUCCAUGUUUGGGUGCUCUGUUAGUUUGGAUCGUCUCAUUGAGCUUUCAAAUAUCUGAUCAAGCUAUCUAUUAUUGGGUAAUGGGUAGUUGUGGUAUCAAGAUAUCUCUCCCUGACGAGAAAGGAUGGAACUUUGUACUUGAAUUGGCCUUUUAUUUUCUCUGUGUUUUGCUGAUUUUUCCUCCUAAAUCUAUCCUGGUCUAUUUACUUUGUGCUGUACACUAAUGGAAUGGAGUAUUUCUUGUGUGUUCAUAAAUCUGGAGGGCUAGGAGCAUCAAAGAGUUGGAGGAACUUCCUGGAAAGCGCAUGGCAACGGGAGAAGAUGUUGAUUUGUCAAGUUUGAAGUCUCAGCUAAAUGAAACUCAAGAAAUGUGGAAGUUGGAGAUGGAACGACGCCAGUCACAAGUGGAUGCAUUACAGGCAAAGCUUAUGGAGGUAAAUGCUUGUAUAAAGGGAUCUGAGGAAGAUGCAAAGAAGGAGUUGGAGGUUCUUUGGCGAAGAGUGAAGACCACUGCAACAUUAUUGACCUACUUAAAAUCAAAAGCAAGAAUCAUGGCUAUUCCUGAUUUAGCUCAUACAUCAUGUGGCAUCAAAGAAUUAGAAGGAGUGGGGCUUGUUGACAAGAACGGUGCACCCCUUUCUAGUUGGUCUAGAUCUGUUGAUCUCUCCUCUUUUGACAGUCCAGAUGAAGAAACAUGGAUUAGACUUGGUGAGCAGCAUGGUAGCCAUGAUGAUCAAGAUGAAGCUUAUAUUGGUGAAUUACUCAAGUCUGUACAGAUGGUAACAGAUGUAAUGGAAGCUCUUAUUAAAAGGGUUCUAAUGGCAGAAUCUGAAACUGCAAUUGAGAAAGAUAAGGUAACAUUAGGUCAGGAAGAAAUUAGGAAGAAGGCAAUCCAAAUUGAGAGCAUGUCUUCAAAAUUAGAGGAGAUGGAGAGAUUUGCUCUGGGAACAAAUAGUAUUCUGAAUGAGAUGCGCCAGAGGGUUGAGGAUUUGGUUGAAGAAACUUCUAGGCAGAGGCAAAGAGCUGCAGAAAAUGAACAAGAGCUUUGCCGUGUUAAAAGGGACUUCGAAUCAUUGAAAUCCUAUGUUAGCAGUCUCAUUAGUGUAAGAGAAACGCUUCUUUCAUCAGAGAAGCAAUUUCAAACUAUUGAGAGGCUUUUUGAACGGCUAGUUGCAAAGACAACUCAAUUGGAAGGUGAAAAAAUGCAGAAAGAGGCUGAAGUUCAAAAACUUAUGGAAGAGAAUGUGAGGCUGAGUGCUCUUCUGGACAAGAAGGAGGCUCAACUUCUGGCCAUGAAUGAACAGUGCAAGGUAAUGGCGCUGAGCGCUUCAAAUUUAUGAUUUAGUUGGGGCUGUCUUCUUCUACCUUGUGGUGACUUGUGGACGGUUGUUUCAUUCAAAGCCGAAUUGUGAAUCCACCAGAGAAGAGUCGGGAAUUGAGUAAUACUGAAUUGUGGAGUAUCUUCAAUCAUUUUGCAAAUUUUUAACAUUGUGAAGAGCUAAAUGAACAUGUUUAUUAGUACCAUUCUUGUGCUGUUGGAAAACUCAAGCCAGAAAGCAUUAAUCAAAACAGUUGUUCCAUGUGAAUAAAAACUUGUGUUUUUAAUUAA
Molecule: messenger RNA, 1842 nt
Organism: Hevea brasiliensis (rubber tree)
Lineage: Eukaryota; Viridiplantae; Streptophyta; Magnoliopsida; Malpighiales; Euphorbiaceae
Exons: 3
Coding region: 539-1573 (344 amino acids)
Biological process (GO): negative gravitropism; response to red or far red light
Source: RefSeq, a predicted model, not a curated record